AUAAAUUAGGGCUUUUGUUCAGAUCUUUGAUAAGCUCAAUAAUACUUCUUCAUGGGGGCUUAAAGCCCAAUUAUAAAGAAAUACAGUUUCUCACAUGGUAUCAGAGCUAGGUUACCCGUCGAGAUCUAUCUCUAAACCACUGAAUCACGAGUCUACCCUUUGCCCUCAAUUUCUUGAUGAAAUUUGUGAUUUGUUCAACCAUCAUGGAUUUGAAAUCUCGUUUUGAGUUCGGACUCAGAAAGUCGGUCGAAGCAAUCUCGUUGUCUUGCUAAUUACUGUAUAUGAGGUCCACCUCUCUUCUCUCUAUUAAUUUCUUUUGUCGUCUUCUCUGCGAACAUGUCUGGUUCCUUCCUGCCUGCUUCGAUCAAGGAGGUUCUUUCUCUAUGUCUCUCUCUGCAACUCCAAACCUCAUCUGCUAGGCUGCAACUUUGUCUCUCUCUAAGUCAAUGCCAUACAUCUGCUGUUCACGAUCUGCAAAGCCUGAAGACAUGGUUCCGAGCCAUCAAAGGCGUCCCAUCCUUUCUGUCCUCUCUUUCUCUCUCAUCAUCAUCUCCUCUUUCUCUCUCAUCUCCUCCUCUCUCUCCCGAAUUUGUUUCUGCUGCUCCAUUGCAAAAUCAACCAAAAAGCAUGUCCAUCCUCUCUGUUCCCAUCUUUUUUCUCUAUACAAUCUUUGCCAUUAUCUCUCUAAAAGUUAAAAAAAAAACCCUUCUUCUUUCUCUCCUGCUUUGCCCCUUCUUCUUUCUCCCUUGAAACUUGAUUUGAAUCUCUGAUUUUCUUCAUUCUAAAACCACCACAGAAACCACCAUUUGAUAAACCAUUCGAAACUGCAAAACCAUCCGAAAUUGCCAGCUGAAACUUGAGGGUUUCUAGUGGGCUCUAAAGUUCCCUUGCCCAGAUCUGAAGGGCUCUCUGUCAAUCAACUUUCUCAAGCGAUAUUGUAUCCAUUCUUCUUCCCUAUUUUAGUCAACUAGAUCUUCGUUUGUGGGUGGAUCUGCUAAGCGUUGAACCUCAACCAUAUUUGGCUUCAGUUUUUCAAGUAUUGAAACAAUCAAAUUUCCUUCUUCAGUUACGAGCCUCACAAAGCGGGCUUGUUUUCGACGACGCCCCUUCGUAUAUGGCUUUGGUUUCAUCUGAGUAGGGGCACGACCGACUGCUCAUCAAGCCUCAAACACUCAAGCAAAUCAGGCUGAGCAGUACAUUUGUACACACAGUUGAACUUCUAGAGAGAGAGAGAAAGAGAGAGAGAAAGAGGGCGCCAUGGGAGAGUUAUGCACAGGAGGGAAACGCUUGAGGAGCGGGCAGUGCACUGAGGAAAAGGAAGAGAAGAACUUCUCCCUUAAACCAGGAAUAUUUUUCUAUCCUACCCCUUCAGCCUUUGUGGUCACUGAUGCUUUGGACCCUGACCACCCCAUCAUCUAUGUGAACACCAUCUUCGAGCUCUUCACCGGUUACAGAGCAGAUGAGGUUCUAGGAAGAAAUUGCCGUUUCUUACAAUAUAGGGACCCCUUCGCACAAAGGCGACACCCCUUGGUGGACCCUGUGGUCGUCUCAGAGAUACGUAAAUGCCUUGAAGAAGGGAUUGAAUUCCAAGGGGAGCUCCUCAAUUUCCGAAAGGAUGGAACUCCCCUAGUGAACAGGCUAAGGCUGAGUCCUAUACACAAUGAUGAUGGCAUAGUGACCCACAUACUCGGUAUCCAAAUAUUCAGUGAAGCAAACAUUGACAUAGACCGAUUAUCCUACCCAGUCUUCAAGCAAACAUCUUGCCACCACCCCAAUGAAGUGAACACUGAUUCUUUCUACUAUCUCCAAGCACCCAAUAGCCAUGGUCACCCUUGUCGCCACAUAUGUGGAAUUCUUCAGCUCUCUGAUGAAGUUCUAUCACAAAAUAUCUUGGCCCGCCUGUCACCUAGAGAUGUGGCAUCAGUUGGUUUGGUGUGUCGAAGGCUUCGCCAGCUAACGAAAAAUGAGCAUUUGUGGAAGAUGGUGUGUCAAAAUGCAUGGGGAAGAGAGGCAACCGGGAUCUUAGAGUCAAUUCCUGUUACUAAAAGAUUGGGUUGGGGCCGUUUAGCUAGAGAGCUCACUACAUUGGAAGCAGCAGCUUGGAAGAAGCUCACAGUUGGUGGUGCUGUAGAGCCUUCAAGAUGCAACUUUAGUGCUUGUGCAGCUGGUAAUCGACUGGUUCUCUUUGGUGGAGAGGGGGUUAAUAUGCAGCCUAUGGAUGAUACUUUUGUGCUCGAUCUUGAUUCAGCCAAUCCAGAAUGGCGAAGAGUUAAGGUCUCAUCAACCCCACCUGGUCGGUGGGGCCACACACUCUCAUGUUUGAAUGGCUCAUGGCUUGUGGUUUUUGGGGGUUGUGGAAGUCAAGGACUUCUAAACGAUGUAUUUGUUUUGGACUUAGAUGCCCAACAACCAGCUUGGAAAGAGGUUUUAGGUAUUGCACCUCCCCUUCCAAGAUCAUGGCAUAGCUCUUGCACAGUCGAUGGCUCAAAACUAGUUGUUUCGGGUGGCUGCACUGAUGCUGGAGUGCUCUUAAGUGAUACAUUCUUGUUGGAUCUCACGGUGGACAAGCCCAUGUGGAGGGAGAUACCCACAUCUUGGACCCCGCCCUCUAGGCUAGGGCACACGCUUUCUGUCUACGAUGGUAAGAAGAUACUGAUGUUUGGUGGUCUAGCAAAGAGUGGGCCUCUUCGUUUGAGAUCUAAUGAGGCAUACACAAUUGAUAUUGAAGAGGAAGAGCCAAGGUGGAGGCAACAUAGUGGAACUGGGUUUCCUAGUGUUGGUAGCCAGAGUGCCAUAGCACCUCCUCCUAGACUUGACCAUGUUGCAGUGAGCUUGCCUUGUGGGAGGAGUAUCAUAUUUGGAGGUUCGGUUGCUGGUUUGCACUCAGCUUCUCAGCUCUUUCUUCUUGAUCCAAGAGAAGAGAAACCAACAUGGAGGAUGUUAAAUGUUCCUGGUCAGCAACCGAAAUUUGCGUGGGGUCACAGCACCUGUGUGGUUGGAGGAACUAGAGUUUUGGUGUUAGGUGGUAACACUGGUGAAGAGUGGAUAUUGAAUGAGCUCCAUGAGUUAUCGUUGGUGAGCAAACCAGAGAUGGAUCCGGAGAUGAUGACCAGUAACCAUUAAGCGAGCAACCGACUUUGCAGGGGACUGAAACCACUAUCUUUGUACAUUAACAUCUAACUGGAUCACUGUAGUUUCGUUUACUUUUUCUUUUUUUUUGGAUUUUGGGUUGGGAUGUGUUUGUGUGCCUCUUAAUUUCAGUAGAGUUGGUAGGGUAUUGUGGGUAUGAUAUUCUUUUUGUUUUUCAGAACACGGCUGUCAUGUAACAUUUGUGUAGUCUUUAUCCUCUAUAAACUCAAUUGAAGAGUGUAUCAUAGUUGGUCACUGAUCAAGAUUAGGGUUAUGGUUUCAUACUUCUGUUGUCUAACAUCGUGCAUAUUUUCUUGGCUUAGAGCAUACCACACUUCUCCA
This is a messenger RNA of Amborella trichopoda, 3471 nucleotides long. RefSeq names its product flavin-binding, kelch repeat, f box 1 (gene FKF1). Gene Ontology annotation, cellular component: nucleus; cytosol; SCF ubiquitin ligase complex. Gene Ontology annotation, biological process: response to blue light; circadian rhythm. The record is from RefSeq and is a predicted model, not a curated record. Lineage: Eukaryota; Viridiplantae; Streptophyta; Magnoliopsida; Amborellales; Amborellaceae. Gene Ontology annotation, molecular function: protein binding.